Messenger RNA from Sphaerulina musiva SO2202, 1209 nucleotides. RefSeq lists its product as uncharacterized. NCBI's taxonomy places the organism in Eukaryota, Fungi, Ascomycota, Dothideomycetes, Mycosphaerellales, Mycosphaerellaceae. The transcript is spliced from 3 exons. Bases 1 to 1209 code for a protein of 402 amino acids. The record is from RefSeq and is a predicted model, not a curated record.
AUGUCUGCCCUCCAAGAUAGCAAUGUGGGCGGUAUUCCCACCACGGAGCCGCGUGGUUCGGAGACCACUGCUCAGCAGAUCCACAAGGAAGGCACUCAAUACGUGAAGGAGGCGACGCAGGCCAACCAACAGAGCAUGCAGCGCGGCUCGAGCGCCGCAGAAGGCACAGGUACGGACUCCUCGCCAUCAGUGACCCAACCCAUUCACCAGCAGCCUGCCGCCAGCAAUCCAGGAGUCGCCCCCUCCGCUGGAGGAGGCAUGGGCGAGGGCGCUGGAGGUGUCAGCGGCACAUCCUACAGGGAGAGUCCUGUGGAGAGUGGGGAGCAGCAGCAGGAGAGCAUCGUCGACACGGUCAAGCACUUUCUUGGCUUUGGCACUGCCGAAGAGAAGAGGACAGAGGACACGCAGCCUACGUGGAACAAAGGCAACGUCACUGCUCCUUCCGAACUCGGCGCCACGACAGCUGCUCCUGCUGUAGCUGGUGCAGCUGCUCCCGGCGUGACCCGUCAUGAUGAGAGAAAUACCGCCGCUUUUACUGCCGACAUUCCGGAUCGGACAAAGACAAAGCCCUCCGCAUCAGGCAACUCCGAACUGAUGUCUGCAGCAGGCUAUUCCAUCAGCACGGGACCAGAUUAUACCGACAGCGGCAGGAGCGAAGCUCUUGGAAGCACCAACACCUCGACCAAUAGCACGACUUCUGCUUACCCUUCCACUUCGACGAACCCUGUGUCCACAGCACAAGACCCAGCUGCAGGAGCCGGCAGUCACAGCACAAAGCCCGAACAACGAUCAGACUCCAGUGCUAACAAGAUGGGAUCCUCAGAGCCUCGUCAGCAAUCGUACGAAGACUCGACCGAGAAGAGCGUGAAGCACGAGAAGAGCGAUGAGGACAAGCACUCCAAGGCGCACAAAGGCGGUAGCAGCAAGGCAGAGAACCCAGACUCCAUUCCAACUGCAGGUGGUGAGAAGCUGGGAGAGAAGCACUGGGGAGAGAGCCAGAUCGUGCCAGAGUUGCCACCCAAGCGCGGCUCUGACGCUGGUCAAGGUGUGAGCAGCAGCGAUGGACAACCAACCUCCGAAGUAGCAGAUAACACAGCAGCCAACACUGGAGGCGCAAAGGGCGGACCCCACGAUAGUACAGGCUCUGAAGCCCAUAAGGAAGGUGCCAUGGAUAAAAUCAAGCACUCGUUGCACAUGGGCAAGAAGUAG